ACGCAUGGUUUUUCUAUGACGCAAUGAAAGCAGGCGGGGCAUACGCAAGACCUUGAAACGAGAUUUGCUUUGGAAUAUCGGGAUUCGGGAUUCACUUUUUGGAGAAGUUGAUAUAGCUGCUGUAAUAACAAGCCCAUUUUAAGCGUGCGUAGAAGCUAAGAAGUAUCAUUGACACAUGUUGGUUUGGAAUAGUUUCCCCGUGUGCUUCGAACUUAAUUUCGUAAUCAAGAAUGACUUCACAACAGUUAUUUCGUUUACACUGGAAAAACCACUCGCCAAAUUUUGUCAGUGUUUUUUCUCAGUUGUUGAAUACAGAAUCCCUUGUGGAUGUCACACUGGCUUGUGAUGGAAAACAAAUCCAGGCUCAUCGUGUUGUAUUGUCAGCUUGCAGCACUUAUUUUCAGGAGCUCUUUGUUUCACAUCCAUGCCAGCAUCCAAUUGUCUUACUUAAAGACAUCAAAUUUGAAGACCUUCACACCGUCAUUCAUUUUAUGUAUUAUGGAGAAGUAAACAUACAACACGAUCAACUGAAUUCAAUUCUAAAGACUGCAGAGGUUCUACAUGUCAAGGGAUUCGCUGACGUAGCAGAUAAAGAAUCGUUUAGUGCGGCACUUCUGACCCAACAAAAUCAGCCGCUAGAAAAUCUGUCUGAAAGUCGACAGCAUUCAGAACAUUCACAAGAGUUUCUGGACGAUUGUUCCUUGGCUGCCAAACGUAAACGCCAAAGAAAUGGAUCAGGAAGCAGCCAAAUGAAAUCUGGGUCUCAAGAGCAACUAUCGUCUCAUUCACCGCUGUUAAAGAGACAAAACUUUCAGAGUAGCAAGGAAGCUACAGACUCAUCUAUGAGAUCGUCAAGUAGUUUAGAUAGCAACUCGGUCAUCAAAUCACAAAGCAGUCUUGCGGGGCAAAGUUCCGUAGAAUCUAAUGUUGACAACGAAUAUUUUUUCCCUAGAGAAAACGAUUCUAAACCACCAAUUUGUUCAACUGGUUCUCUGGAUACUGCCACCGCUAUGAUGGAAAAUGGCGCGUCCUGUGGUCUACCUCUUUCCAAGCAAAAAAGAACGCGUACUUUGAUGCGCCAAGAUUGCGUGACGCGAAAAGAAGGUGACAAAGAUGCCACAGGCGGUGUUGAAAACGAACGUGCCUCUCCUAUUAUUCAUACAUUUCAGCCCAUCCUCCCCAAGACACAAAAAAGCAUAAGUGAGACUGAAUUGGCCGAGUUGAGACAAAGGUCCCAAACUACAACAACAUAUCUUCAAAUACCUCCACGACAGACUGCACCGCAAUUGACUCGGCAGCGAUCUCAACCAAUUCAACCUCGCCCGUCAGGUACCACCUUGUCACCUGCCUCGGGCAACGUUUCAUCGACAACUCCUCCCCCACCUCAGUCAAUGAACAUACCUACACUAGCUGUUACACCUGUCAGUUCCGCUCCAAACAUUGUAAUCGAGCAUUACCCUACCAUUAUACGUUUAGUUUCCAUUGAGGAAAUGAAUACAGGAACAGAUCCUCCACCCUCUACAAUCCCUACACUUACUAGAGCUUCAAGUUGUACAGGAGGUACUUCUACAGAUACUUUACAAGUACCUUGUUUUGCUACGGAUUCUGUGCCAUCGUCUUCCUCUCACAGUCCGUCAAAACUUCGACAGGUUAAGGCUGAGGAAAAUUUGAGAAGAUCAAUUUCUAAUCCUGGCGUGUCCUCUUCACCACCCGUCUCGACUCCUAGCACCAACGGCCAUUGUCCAGUGCUCCGAACAGGAGCAGCUCUUGGAUGCAACUAUUGCUGGAACACGAAUGAUAGCCACGGUCGGAUUCUUAGACGGAAAACCAAGUACCAUUGUCCAGAUUGCCAGGCAAACUUGUGUAUUGUUCCCUGCUUCCAGGAAUUUCACGAAAAGUUUGUUUCCUCCAAUGAAACAAAAUCUAGUGGAUCACAGCAAAAAGGAUCCAGUACCAGCCACCAAAUGUCCAAAAUGAGCUCAUUUUGAAAUGAAACGGUUAGUGAUUGAAGGAACGGUUAUUUUUAUGCGCUUAUCGCAAAACUAUUCCUCCAUCUUUCUAUUUAUCGAUUUUCUCACAAUUCUCUUGUCACGGACCCGGUUCUGUACGAUGUCUAUCUAUCUAUAUAAUUGCACAACGAUAUUCCGUUUGUUCAAUUAAAUUCAGCACCUUUUUUAAAUGAUGAGACAUCGUUUCGUGAUCACGAAGUAUAUUUACGAUGUAAACUCAUUCUCGUUCAAAAAUUUAACAAAAAAAAAAAGAGAAAUCAUUCCGAUGCCGAAAGGCCAUAUAUAGUUACUUAUCAAAGUACGUUUUUAAGCCAUGCAUUUUCCACCGACAAUCCUUCGUGUUAAGGACUUCCAUGUUCUGAUGCGCAAUCAAGAUUUGUUACUUACAAAUUUGUCUACAUUUGAGUCAGUUAACCAAAGUUCAAUUUUGCGAAUGCUUUCACACUUGUUCUUUUCCCUCGUCUAGGGUGCCUUUCCCUGUUGUUUGUGUCGCCGAAUUUCCCCCUUAAAAAGUUCUUGUUAAUUUUGAUUCAUUGGAUUAUUUGCCUAAUCUACUACUGUAUAUACGACGACCAUUCACCUUCUAUGUAGAGUGUACAGUUAUCAAUGUUUUCAAAUUAAUAUUUUUCCACGCGAGAGAUAUGUUCUUGCAAAAAAUGAUUCGUCAUUCACAUUUAAUUAACAUAACAUUUAAUGCACGCGGUGCCAUUGUUUCCCCCUUCAAAAUAUAUAUAAAUGCUUGAAAUUGAA
This is a messenger RNA of Daphnia pulicaria, 2759 nucleotides long. RefSeq names its product protein bric-a-brac 1-like. Gene Ontology annotation, cellular component: nucleus. The record is from RefSeq and is a predicted model, not a curated record. Lineage: Eukaryota; Metazoa; Arthropoda; Branchiopoda; Diplostraca; Daphniidae. Gene Ontology annotation, biological process: regulation of transcription by RNA polymerase II. Gene Ontology annotation, molecular function: protein binding. The transcript has 9 exons. Bases 231 to 1988 code for a protein of 585 amino acids.